This is a messenger RNA of Juglans microcarpa x Juglans regia, 2212 nucleotides long. RefSeq names its product putative serine/threonine-protein kinase. Gene Ontology annotation, biological process: protein phosphorylation. The transcript has 8 exons. Lineage: Eukaryota; Viridiplantae; Streptophyta; Magnoliopsida; Fagales; Juglandaceae. The record is from RefSeq and is a predicted model, not a curated record. Bases 561 to 1889 code for a protein of 442 amino acids. Gene Ontology annotation, molecular function: protein kinase activity; ATP binding.
CAAAUAGCCGACGAACUGAGUGAUUGCAGACCCAGAAGCCGUUUUCUUAAGAAAUAUAUUAACCAUAGAUUCUUUUUCUUUUGUUUUUUGGGCUAAUAUAAACGCUGAAAGUCACCCAACUUCUUGUACAUGUGAACAAGGGGUUGAUGUCUAUCUCCUCACAUGGAAAAGGCUAAAGCCGAAGUGCACGACAAGGAAAAAUAAUGCACAAAAAGGUCACCAUCACCUUUGAGGUAGAUAACUCUAACCUUUGACCUUUCUCUAAUUAUCAAGGCUUUGAAAUGUGGUAUUCAUAUUUCAAAACAUUUUGAUAAUGUAUUUCAUCCUUCCUCCCCACUCAUUUCGAUCCAACCCACCUUCCUUGAUAAUUUACCUGGGUUUUGGCGUUUGCUGCUCCUACAAACCCACAAGAAUAAGACCAUACAGUUCCUUUUUGGCUAGGGCAUUUUGGAAUUGGUAACACUCCUAUGUGCAUGUUAGAUUUUUAUGAUGAAUUAGGAAUUGAAAAGGAGAUAUGAUGAAGAAUUUAGGUGUGUAAGAACUCCCCCAAGUGUUUAGCAAUGAGUUGUGGAUGGUUUGGUGCCUUCUGCGGCUGUAAAGGAAAGCAUGGUGGAAACCAGACACAGGUAGAAGGUACGAAACUAGGAAUUCUUACCAGCGAUGUAAAGUGCUUUUCUUAUAACUCGUUGAGAUCAGCAACUGCAAAUUUCCAUCCUUCAAGCAAAAUUGGUGGAGGAGGUUAUGGAGUUGUCUAUAGAGGGGUUUUAAGAGAUGGUACUCAAGUUGCAAUUAAAUCUCUCUCGACGGAAUCUAAACAAGGAACUCAUGAAUUUUUGACGGAGAUUAAUAUGAUAUCAAAUAUACGACAUCCACACCUUGUUGAACUCAUUGGGUGCUGUGUUGAGGACAAUCAUCGGAUAUUGGUAUAUGAGUAUCUGGAAAAUAACAGCCUUGCAAGUGCUUUGCUAGGUUCAAAAAGUAAACAUAUUGCUUUGGAUUGGCGAACAAGAGCUGCUAUAUGCCGGGGUACAGCUUCUGGUCUUGCAUUUCUGCAUGAGGAAACUGAACCACAUAUUGUCCACAGAGAUAUUAAAGCUAGCAAUAUACUUCUUGAUGGAAACUUUAAUCCGAAAAUAGGAGAUUUUGGGCUGGCAAAGCUUUUUCCAGACAAUGUCACUCAUCUUAGUACUCGAGUGGCAGGAACCAUCGGAUAUCUGGCCCCAGAGUAUGCACUUUUAGGGCAACUCACAAGGAAGGCUGAUGUAUACAGUCUCGGGGUGCUUUUGCUGGAAAUAGUUAGUGGUAGAAGCAGCAAUAAGGCAGCAUUUGGGGAGGAGUUACUGGUUCUGGUGGAAUGGACAUGGAAACUGAGAAAAGAAGAAAGACUUCUGGACAUUGUUGAUCCUGAACUGACCGAGUAUCCAGAGGCUGAGGUGAUGCGCUUCAUUAAAGUCGCCUUAUUUUGUACCCAAGACGGUGCGCACCAAAGGCCCACCAUGAAGCAAGUCGUAGAGAUGCUUUCCAAGGAAGUACACCUCAAUGAAAAGGCACUAACGGAGCCAGACAUAUUUAGGGUUCAUUCUUCCGGUCACUCGAGUGGCAUUAAUUUGUCAGAAACAUCUCGGGCAGAGAGGCGAAAGCAACCGGCAAAUCCUUCUGCAACAGCCCCAUCAUCAGGACAAGUGCACAGGCAGAGAUCGUCUCUACUAGACAACAUUGAAGAAGCAAAACCCAUGCCCCGCCACAGAAAAAUUAACCGCUUCAAAAAGGCAACGCCACCAAAACAGCAAACAAGCAGAAUAGAUAGAUACAUAAUGCAGGUACCCCUUCUACAUUGGCUAGACUCCCAAACUAGUAUGCACAUAAAGACUCACUUCCACCUAUCAUAGCUGUUUUUAGCAUCAUAUAAACCCGGCAUCUCCGAGUCACAGCAACAUACUUUUUACAUACAUAAGAAGACUUGAGUAAAUAGCCACUUCCUUCUCAAACGGCAGCUAAAGCCUCGGGGGUUGCUGCAGCUGCAGUCUUGGGAGGAGCAACACUAGCACCAACAGCUGUGGGACCGGUGGUUUUAGAAUCCUUUUUGGUUUCUGUCGAAGGUGGUGGUGGUGGUGGUGGUUUUGGCUUCAUAUGGAGAGGAGGAUUGUGCUUGAGCUUCAGAAGUAUCUGACGCAUCCUUGAGAGAUCAGUUGGCUUCCCAGGCUUGGGCCCC